Durusdinium trenchii is the source of this 1440-nucleotide messenger RNA. Lineage: Eukaryota; Dinophyceae; Suessiales; Symbiodiniaceae. The record is from the annotation of a GenBank genome assembly.
AUGUUUGGCCUUUUUGAAAGCCACACCAAUGACGAGAAUACCGGCGAUGAACUUGAGGAUGAGACACGAGGUGCAGUGCCUCAGGAGGAACCACCUAGAAUAGGAAUUCUUCCAGACGAAGUGGAGCGCCAGUGCACAGAUGUGCGGUUCUUGCUCUUCACGAUUCUGGUGUUCUCAGGGGUUGGUUGGUUGAGCUGCAGUUAUGUCCACAAGGCAGACUUGAGAAGGCUCACUCAAGGGUACAGCUUUCACAAACUAUUGUGCACGACCAGGAAGGUCGAUGACCCACACGACCUGCUAAAGGUUCCGCCAACUUCCUACACCUUCUGGUGUUUGAACUCCACAGGCAAUGGCUUGGAUUUGGAGUACCCUCAAUGUCUUCAAGAAUGCCCUAUCUCUGCCAUGCAAAAGAUCAAUUGUGGUCCGGGCGGUGCUCAUCCUCGCGAGGCUUAUCCGAGCACACCUUUUGGUGUUUUCUGUAUGCCAUUGGAUGGGAAACUUCAUGCGCAGGUCACUCAUUCAUUUUCUUCAAUGAGAGGGGCACUUCUGAGGUUCAUGAGCACAAUUUACGGGAAUUGGUACAUUUUUCUUGCAGCUGCCAUUCUAGCUACCCUGAUCGGGUAUUUGUACAUUGUUGGACUUUUUCUUGAUGCGAAAACCGUGGUAAACGCCACCUUCAACCUCAUCACAUUCCUGCCACUUGGCACUGGCAUCUACUUGCUGCUGGUCGCUCUACAACCAGGGAGUGCUUUGGAUGUCUACUCCUACAUUAACAUGGAUGAGAGCGACCAGCGGCAGCAGAAAAUUCUGGCAGGCAGCACUUUGCUCACCCUGGGCCUUGGCAUGUGGUGCAUAACCUCGGCGUACAAAGAGACGAUCAAGAAAGCUUCUGACUGCCUGGAAGCUGCCGGCGACUGCGUGACCGAGGAAUGGAGUAUUCUGGUGGCGCCGCUGGGUGCCAUCGCUGCUGAGAUGGUCAUCUGCGCCGUGGGGUACUAUAUCGUAGCCUGUGUGGCUGCAGUUCUCAAGGCAGAUGACAUAAUCAAGUUGCCUGAAGCUGAUGAUCCUGUUACUGCGCGGAGAAUUGGAAUUCCUUGGAAACCCCAGGAAAUAGCCCAAGUCUUCGGCGUAGUUGUGAUAAUGAUCUGGGCAGUUCAGAUCGUUCUCGGAGCAACGAAAUGUGCCAUGGCAUACGUCACUGAAAUCUGGUAUUUCACCCCGCCAGCAAAUGAAGAUGGGUCCAGAGAGAGGGAGGAGUACUGCGUUUUGAUAAAGGCCUAUUGCCAGCUAGUGCGGUAUCAUAUUGGCACCAUCUCCUUUGGUGCAUUUCUGUCGGUUGUUGGAGGCCUUCCAGCGUAUGUAAUUGGCUGGCUACAAGUAUUUAAGAUGUGCAGGUGCAGCCAUUGCCUCAGAGCCUCAAAGUUCAGGGCAUUAACCUGA